AUGGCACCCAUCACGAAGGAGGCAGACUUUGUCGUCAUUGGUGGCGGAAGCGGUGGCCUCGGUGCGGCGCGCAAGGCCUCGGCGCAGUUCGGAGCCAAGGCCAUCAUCGUUGAGAGCAAACGCCUUGGCGGCACCUGCGUCAACGUUGGUUGCGUCCCCAAAAAGGUCACCUUCAACGCCGCUGCCAUUGCCGAAACCAUCCACCACGCCAAGGCCUACGGCUUCUCUGUCAGCCACGAUAAGCCCUUUGACUGGCCGACCUUCAAGACGAAGCGCGAUGCCUACAUCCAGCGCUUGAACGGCAUCUACGAGAGGAACCUCAACAACGACAAGGUCGAGUACGUCCACGGCUGGGCCACCCUCAAGUCGCGGAACGAGGUCGAGGUGUCUCUCGACGACGGGUCCAAGGCCCUCAUCAAAGCGAAGAAGAUCCUCAUCGCCGUCGGCGGCAACCCGGCCACCCCUCCCUCCAUUCCCGGCGCCGAGCUCGGCACCAACAGCGACGGCUUCUUCGACAUUGCCAAGCAGCCCAAGAAGGUGGCCCUCGUCGGCGCCGGCUACAUCGCCGUCGAGUUUGCCGGCAUGUUCAACGCCCUCGGCACCGAGACGCACCUCUUCAUCCGCCACGACACGUUCCUGCGCAACUUUGACCCCAUGGUCCAGGAGGCCGUCACGGACGAGUACGUCCGCCUCGGCGUGCACCUGCACAAGCGCUCGCAGCCCACCAAGGUCGAAAAGGCCGCGGACGGCACCCUGUCCAUCACGUACAAGGACGGCAGCGGCAACGAGACGGUCGAGACGGGCUUCGACCACCUCAUCUGGGCCGUCGGCCGCACGCCCGCGACGCAGAACAUCGGCCUCGAGGCCGCCGGCGUCAAGCUCAACGAGCGGGGCUACAUUGUCGCCGACGAGUACCAGAACACGAGCGUCGACAACAUCUACGCCCUCGGCGACGUCACGGGCGAGGUCGAGCUGACGCCCGUCGCGCUGGCCGCCGGCCGCCGCCUCGGCGAGCGCCUCUUUGGCGGGCCCGAGUUCUCGGCCAACAAGCUCAACUACGAAAACAUCCCCUCGGUCGUCUUCUCACACCCCGAGGUCGGCAGCAUCGGCCUCACGGAGCCGCAGGCCAUCGAAAAGUACGGCAAGGACGACAUCAAGGUGUACAAGACCAAGUUCACCGCCAUGUACUACGCCAUGAUGGAGCCAGAGGACAAGGGCCCCACGGCGUACAAGAUCAUCGUGCAGGGCCCCAACGAGAAGGUCGUCGGCCUGCACAUCCUCGGCCUCGGCAGCGGCGAGAUGCUGCAGGGCUUCGGCGUCGCCAUCAAGAUGGGUGCGACCAAGGCCGAUUUCGACAGCUGCGUCGCCAUCCACCCGACCAGCGCAGAGGAGCUUGUCACGAUGAAAUAG
Verticillium alfalfae VaMs.102 is the source of this 1410-nucleotide messenger RNA. RefSeq names its product glutathione reductase. The transcript is spliced from 2 exons. Gene Ontology annotation, molecular function: flavin adenine dinucleotide binding; NADP binding; glutathione-disulfide reductase (NADPH) activity. Gene Ontology annotation, cellular component: mitochondrion; cytosol. Gene Ontology annotation, biological process: cellular response to oxidative stress; glutathione metabolic process; cell redox homeostasis. Lineage: Eukaryota; Fungi; Ascomycota; Sordariomycetes; Glomerellales; Plectosphaerellaceae. The coding region runs from base 1 to 1410 and encodes 469 amino acids. The record is from RefSeq and is a predicted model, not a curated record.